AUGGUAAUUUAUGGGUAUAUAACAGCUGUGGGUUCGAAUAAAGCUGAACGAAUCACAGAAACGACAAAUGCACGCUACUAUUUUAGCAGUAGCGUAAUAGUGUCCAGCACGUCACUCAGUACUUACACACAAUACAUUGCGGCUGUACACGUAAUGUAUUCUGCUCCUGAUCAUGCAUCACUUGUAAUGGAUGAGGUGUCAUGGAUUCGUCACCGCGAUCUACACAUCCUGACCGUGGGCGGGUAUACUUACACGUCGGACCAGCGCUUCCAGGCCACGCAUUCGCCACAAACAGACGACUGGACUCUGCAGAUCAAGUGGGCCCAGCAGCGGGACGCAGGAGUGUACGAGUGCCAGGUCUCCACGCAGCCUGUACGAUCCUUCUUCGUAACACUGCACGUCGUCGAUUGUGACGAGAUCUACCAGAGGAUGUUCUCUGACGCAGAAUGUAACGUGAGAAUAACAGCUCACCGUUCACCAUUCACGCCCCAGAAGCCUCACGAUGCCAGUCAUUCGUUCUUUCGCUCAGUCGCGCAGGGCGCGCGCAUCUGUCAAGCGCUGUUGUCGGCUCCCGUGUUUAAGUAA
Molecule: messenger RNA, 585 nt
Organism: Leptosia nina
Lineage: Eukaryota; Metazoa; Arthropoda; Insecta; Lepidoptera; Pieridae
Source: the annotation of a GenBank genome assembly